Molecule: messenger RNA, 3420 nt
Organism: Melanotaenia boesemani (Boeseman's rainbowfish)
Lineage: Eukaryota; Metazoa; Chordata; Actinopteri; Atheriniformes; Melanotaeniidae
Gene: zbtb41
Product: zinc finger and BTB domain containing 41
Exons: 11
Coding region: 158-2797 (879 amino acids)
Molecular function (GO): protein binding
Source: RefSeq, a predicted model, not a curated record
GUUACGGUGUCCGACAUAUCUGGUGGAGGUUAGAGAUAAUCAGGAAAUUAUUUUUCCUCUCUUUAUCUAAACCCUUUCUCACUUCGGUGGGGGUUUAAACUUUGAUUACCUCCGACAUGUCUUAGGAUUGGUCCAUGGUAUACAAACAGCCUCUCCAAUGAAGAAAAACACUUGUACUAUGUUGCGUCCUAAGCGUGGAAGGUUGGCCAGUGCCACCAGUGGCCCUGCAACCAGUGUCUCAUCAAACUCUGAAGCUGUCCAAGAAUCAUCUCCACAGUUCAGACACUUGACUAUGCCUCAGCACAAUCACAACCUCCUCAAGUUUUUGAAUGAGGACCGAACCCGCCAGAAAUUCUGUGACGUGUCAGUGUCUGUAGGUGGGACAGUUUACAGUGCCCAUAAGGUGGUGUUGGCCCAUGGGAGCAGCUACUUCCAUGCAGAGCUCUCCAAGAAUCCUUCUGCCACAGCUUAUGUGACACUGGACCAUGUGAAAGAUUCAGUUUUCCAGCAUCUGCUUGGCUUCCUGUAUACUGCAGAGUGCACCGUUGCAGAGAAGGAUCUUCCAGCUGUAGCUGAGGCAGCGCGAUUCUUGGAUAUGAUGGAUAUAUUAAAGCUGUUGUGUUGGGACUCUGGUGGUGUGAUCCAUGGCAAGGCUGAAACGAGAGAGCCUCCUGAGGUAGAGCUUGCCACAGAAAUUUCCUUGCAGGGAAAUUUAGCUGAGACUCACAGUGAUGUUCAGCAGGAGACCUUAGCUGAAGAGGUGAAGACGAGGAGUGCAACCACACGGACAUCGGCUCGUAGGAGGAAGACACCCACUAAAUAUAAGAGAGAUGAUGUAAAGUCCUCUUUGAAUCUUGAGGAAAAACAAGGAACUGUAUCAUCAAGACAGGAAGAUGAAGCAGUAGGGGUGGUUGCAGAAAACCAGAUGCCAGAACUAAGUGGGAAUGAGAGCUCUAAACAAACUCAUGGGGAUGAUGUAAUGGAUGAAGAUGGAGAGGAUGAAGGAGACGUGAACGCAGGGAGUAUUUCUCAGAAGAGUCAGCAGGCUUCACUAACUGAGGGGUCGAAGCAACAGGAUGUGCAAAAGCCAGUUGUUCGUGCGCCAGCGGCAGGAAGCUCCAACCGGAGUUCAGCGUAUCCCGAAGGUCUAGCUCCAGUCAUCAUCCAAACCUCCAGCAAGAAGACCCUCAAGUGUCCCAAAUGUGAUAAGACCUUUGACCGUGCAGGGAAAUAUGAGAGUCAUACCAGAGUGCACACUGGAGAGAAACCAUUCCAGUGUGACAUCUGCCUUCAGUGCUACUCCACAAAGUCUAACCUGACCGUUCACAAAAAGAAGCACAGCAGCGAUGCUCCCUUACCAAAAAAAGAGCACAAAUGUCCGUUCUGCAACAAACUUCAUGCCAGCAAGAAAACCCUGGGGAAACAUGUCAGAAGGUUCCAUCCAGACCACAUCCAACAGUUUUUUACCAAGAAGAAGAAGAAGAGUGAAGGCUGGAAGUGUACUAUUUGUUCGAAGAGCUUCAGCCGCAGGCCUCAUCUGCAGGAGCACAUGAUCCUGCACACCCAGGACCGGCCUUUUAAAUGCACCUUCUGUGACGAAUACUUCAGAUCCAGGUUCGCAAGGCUGAAGCACCAAGAAAAGUAUCACCUAGGUCCUUUUCCAUGUGAAAUCUGUGGUCGUCAGUUUAAUGACACUGGCAACAAAAAGAGGCACAUUGAGUGCACACAUGGAGGCAAGAGGAAAUGGACCUGCUUUAUUUGUGGGAAAUCAGUACGAGAAAGGUCGACUUUAAGGGAGCACUUGAGGAUCCACAGUGGAGAGAAGCCUCAUCUCUGUAGUAUUUGUGGUCAAAGUUUUCGUUACAACAGCUCCUACAGGCUCCAUCUCAGAGUUCACCGUGACGACAAGCGCUAUGAGUGUGACCAGUGUGGGAAAACCUUCAUACGCCACGAUCACCUGACCAAACAUCAGAAAAUACACUCUGGUGAGAAGGCGCAUCAGUGUGAAGAAUGUGGGAAGUGCUUCAGACGCCACGAUCACCUGACAGUCCACUACAAAAGUGUUCAUUUAGGAGAGAAAAUUUGGCAGAAAUAUAAAACUGCUGUGCAUCAGUGUGAGGUUUGCAAGAAAGAAUUUAAAGGAAAGUCCAGUUUAGAGAUGCACUUCAGGACUCACUCAGGUGAGAAACCCCACAGAUGCCCCGAGUGCCAUCAGACAUUUCGGAUCAAGAAGACCCUGACAAAGCACAUGGUCAUUCACUCAGAUGCUCGUCCUUUUAACUGUCCCCACUGCAGUGCCACCUUCAAGAGAAAAGACAAGCUAAAAUAUCACGUGGAUCACGUGCACAGUGCCCGGUUUACUGACCAGCCCCCCAACGAGGACAAAAUUGUCCCAGUUCCUUUUGAGGAAUCCUCCAAGACAUACCAUGCUGGACCUAAGUCAGCUUUGCGGGGCACCUCCCCUCCUACAAAUGUCUGUGUGCCUGUUGCAUUGAUCCAUGUUCAAAUGGAAGGUGCGCAGGGUGACUUGCAUGUGCACAGGGCCUCGUCUCUGUCCACCCAGGCUCACUGCGUGGUUAGCAUGCAAGGACAGCAGCAGAACUCUGGCUACCAAGCCAGCACAGACCUGGCCUUCAUAGAGAAGUACACCCUCACCCCUCAGCCUGCCAACAUCGUCCACCCCGUCAGGUCCGAUCAGAUACUGGACCCUCGAGAGCAGUACUACCUUGGCACACUGCUGGGUCUGGAUUCAUCUUCAUCUGUACAGAGCAUGUCAAACAGUGAUCACACUCACUGAUGCUCCUCAGCAAUCCUCAGCAAAUCUUUAGAGAUCCUUCACAUUAACAUGAACAUCGAGCGUUUAUGUUUGUUUUUAUUAGCAGGUAUAUGCUGUAUGUUUUCUCUUUCACUGGAUUAGCAAAAACAUGCAUGAUGAACUGAUAAAUCAGGAAAUGGAGCUCUUCUAAUUAUUCACCUAUUACAAAUAAUCAGCAAAUAAUGUAAAGAAUAAAGAAUCAUUCAUGUUAACCAUGUAAUACUGGCCGGAAUAAACAGCUAAAUAAACCUUUACUGUUACUGUAACCGGUGCAUGGUCUGUCAGACCUGUCAGAGAUUCUGGGUAUUUUUCUUUUUUAUAAACUCAUGCAAUCAACAGUGUGUGUGCAGAUGAAAUUAAAGAAAAAACUCUGGAGUUCAUCCAGAGAGAGAAGCUGUUGCUUCCUGAGGUGGUUGGUGGUGGAUUUUAUUUUGUGUCAUUUUAUGUAUAAUUUAUGGGUGCUGUACUCAAACUUUGUGUCAUAACCAAUAAAAUCAUUAUCAAGAAGAAAGAUGUGUCUCCUGCAGCAGAACCAGGACUGGAUGGACAGAUGGACAGACAGACGGAUGGAUGGAUUCUUUUGAGACAGGAUUUAAGCAUCAAAA